CAGGUUUCUGCUAAGUUUGGAGUUACUCGUGUCACCACAACUGUAUGCCUGCUUAAGGGUGGUUUAAAACAGGGGCUCAGCAGCACAAGGAGUCUGCAUGUCUAUUUAGACAUGCUCAGCUUUGUGGAUACCCGGAUUCUGUUGCUGCUUGCAGUAACUUCAUACCUAGCAUCAUGUCAAUACUCGGCAACAGUCAAGGGGCCCAGAGGAGACAAAGGACCUCGAGGUGACAUGGGUCCUAAGGGCCCAGAUGGAAAAGACGGCAAACCCGGACUCCCUGGCCCUCCUGGCCCCCCUGGCCCCCCUGGACUCGGAGGAAACUUUGCUGCUCAGUAUGAUGGUGUUAAGGCUCCUGAUCCGGGACCUGGACCUAUGGGCAUGAUGGGCCCUAGAGGACCUCCCGGACCUCCUGGACCCCCUGGAGCUCAGGGACACACUGGCCACCCUGGUGAGCCUGGCGAACCUGGACAAACCGGCCCCGUUGGUCCUCGUGGACCCCCUGGACCUCCUGGCAAAUCUGGCGAGGAUGGUAACAAUGGUAGACCUGGCAAACCUGGAGACAGAGGAGCUCCUGGACCUCAGGGUGCUCGUGGAUUCCCCGGAACCCCUGGACUUCCUGGAAUGAAAGGACACAGAGGUUACACUGGCAUAGAUGGACGCAAGGGAGAGCCUGGUGAUGCUGGACCCAAGGGUGAGAAUGGUGCACAUGGAGCUGCCGGAAGUCCUGGACUGGCUGGAGCUCGUGGUCUCCCCGGCGAGAGAGGUCGUGUUGGCCCUGCUGGCCCCGCUGGUGCUCGUGGUGCUGAUGGCAAUGUUGGACCCGCUGGCCCUGCAGGUCCAGUUGGUUCUGCUGGCCCCCCAGGAUUCCCCGGUGGUCCAGGCCCCAAGGGAGAAGUCGGACCUGCUGGAGCCACUGGCCCAGCUGGACCUCAGGGAUCUAGAGGAGAGCCUGGUCCCAAUGGUGUUGGUGGUCCCGUUGGUCCCCCUGGUAACCCUGGUGCUAACGGUCUGAAUGGAGCCAAGGGCCCUGCUGGUACUCCUGGUGCUGCUGGCGCCCCUGGUUUCCCUGGACCAAGAGGAGGACCUGGACCCCAGGGUCCUCAGGGUGCUGUUGGUCCUAGAGGCUUGUCUGGAGAUCCCGGUGUUGCUGGUGUUAAGGGAGAUACUGGUCCCAAGGGAGAGCCUGGAAAUGCUGGGCCUCAGGGCGCUCCUGGACCUCACGGUGAGGAGGGCAAGAGAGGACCUACCGGUGAGGUUGGCACCUCAGGCCCUGCUGGCAGCCGUGGAGCCAGAGGUGCUCCUGGUAGCCGUGGUAUGCCUGGUGCUGAUGGAAGAGGUGGCCCAAUUGGUAUGCCCGGUGCUCGUGGUGCUUCUGGUACAGCUGGACCUCGUGGACCCCCUGGAGAUGCAGGCCGUGCUGGAGAGCCCGGUCCAGCUGGUGUCAGAGGUCUCCCAGGAAGCCCUGGAAGCUCUGGACCCCCAGGAAAGGAGGGACCUACUGGUCCUGCUGGACAAGAUGGUCGCAGUGGUCCUCCCGGCCCAACUGGACCUAGAGGCCAGCCUGGAAACAUUGGCUUCCCCGGACCCAAAGGACCUUCUGGUGAGCCUGGCAAGCCUGGUGAGAAGGGAAACACCGGCCCCACUGGACUAAGAGGACCACCUGGUCCUGAUGGCAACAACGGAGCUGUUGGGCCAGUUGGACUUUCUGGUGGUCCUGGUGAGAAGGGAGAGCAGGGACCUGCUGGAGCUACUGGUUUCCAGGGUCUACCCGGACCCGCUGGCACUGCUGGAGAGCCCGGCAAGCCUGGCGACAGAGGUCUUCAAGGAGACCAGGGAGCUGCUGGACCUGCUGGUGUAAAGGGAGAGCGUGGUGUAAAUGGUGUUCAAGGAGGUGCUGGACCUCAGGGACCUAUGGGACCUCGUGGACCUACUGGACCUCCUGGCACUGAUGGAGGCAAGGGAGAGCCUGGUAGUGCCGGACCUAAUGGUGCUCCUGGACACCAGGGACCUGGUGGCUUGCCUGGUGAGCGUGGAACCGCUGGUCCUCCAGGAGGCAAGGGAGACAAGGGAGAGGGUGGACACAAAGGACCUGAUGGCAACCCUGGCAGAGAUGGUGCACGUGGCCUGCCUGGACCUAAUGGACCCCCUGGACCCACUGGAGCCAAUGGGGAUAAGGGUGAGAGUGGUGCCUUCGGACCCGCUGGCCCCGCCGGAGCUCGUGGACCCCCUGGAGAGCGUGGAGAGGUUGGACCUGCUGGAGGACCUGGAUUUGCUGGACCCCCUGGCGCUGAUGGCCAGACUGGAGCAAGAGGUGAGCGUGGACCUGCUGGAGGAAAGGGAGAAACUGGCCCUGCUGGCCCCGCUGGACCUGCUGGACAGUCUGGACCUGCUGGCCCUACUGGCCCUGCUGGACCUACUGGACCUCGUGGAGACACCGGUCCUCCUGGUCUCACUGGUUUCCCUGGAUCUGCUGGUAGAGUUGGCCCUGCUGGUCCUGCUGGUAUUGUGGGUCCUGCUGGCCCUGCUGGUCCCGCUGGUAAGGAUGGUCCUCGUGGCCCACGUGGUGAUGCUGGUCCAACUGGUCCUAGUGGAAGUCCAGGUAUGGUUGGACCACCUGGUCCAGCUGGAGAUAAAGGACCUUCUGGAGAGGCUGGGCCAUCAGGUCAACCUGGUGCACCUGGACCUGCAGGUCUGCUUGGACCAGCAGGACUUGUUGGUCUUCCCGGUGCUAGAGGAGAGCGUGGUGGUCCUGGUGGUGUUGGUGCUACUGGAGAGCCUGGUAGAGUUGGACCUUCUGGUGCACCUGGUGCCCGUGGUCCUCCUGGCAACAUUGGCAUGCCUGGUAUGACCGGCCCCCAGGGAGAAGCUGGACGUGAGCCUGGUAAUGAUGGACCUCCUGGCCGUCCCGGUAUGCCUGGAUUCAAGGGAGACCGUGGUGAGCCUGGACCUGCUGGAUCCAUGGGACUUGCUGGAGCUCCUGGACCUGCAGGACCCACUGGAGCUGCAGGCAGACCUGGAAACCGUGGAGAGUCUGGCCCAAGUGGAUCUACUGGACCUGUUGGCCCCACUGGAGCCAGAGGUGCCCCUGGACCUGCUGGACCUCGUGGUGAGAAGGGAGGUGCUGGAGACAAAGGAGAGAGAGGCUUGAAGGGUCUGCGAGGACAUCCUGGUCUUCAGGGAAUGCCUGGACCUUCUGGAGUUUCUGGUGACACUGGACCUGCUGGACCUGCUGGACCCGCUGGACCUAGAGGCCCUGCUGGACCUCAUGGACCUGCUGGUAAAGAUGGCAGAUCUGGUUCCCAUGGUACUAUUGGUGCACCUGGUGCUCGAGGAUCCCCUGGAUAUGUCGGCCCUGCUGGUCCCCCUGGACCUCCUGGUCUUCCUGGACCUCCCGGCCCUGCUGGCGGUGGAUACGAUGUGUCUGGAUAUGAUGAGUACAGAGCUGAUCAGCCUGCCAUGAGAGCCAAGGACUACGAAGUUGAUGCCACCAUCAAGUCCCUCAACACCCAGAUUGAGAACCUGCUUACCCCUGAGGGAUCCAGGAAAAAUCCUGCCCGAACCUGCCGCGACAUCAAGCUCAGCCCUGAGUGGAGCAGUGGAUUCUACUGGAUUGACCCCAACCAGGGCUGCAUCAAUGAUGCCAUCAAGGUCUUCUGCGACUUCACCACCCGUGAGACCUGCAUAUAUGCCAACCCAGCGAGCAUCGCCCGCAAGAACUGGUACAGAAACAGGAGCCAGAAACACGUCUGGUUCGGAGAGACCAUCAAUGGUGGUACUGAGUUUACCUACAAUGACAACACCAUCAGCCCUCAGAGCAUGGCCACUCAGCUGGCCUUCAUGCGCCUACUCUCCAACCAGGCAAGCCAGAACAUCACCUAUCACUGCAAGAACAGCGUUGCCUACAUGGAUAGUGCCAGUGGCAACAUGAAGAAGGCUGUGGUACCUACAAGGCUCCACGAUGUGGAGUUGAGGGCUGAGGGCAACAGCCGCUUCACCUUCUCUGUGCUGUCAGACGGCUGCACUACACACACUGGUGCAUGGAGCAAGACAGUGAUUGAAUACAGAACAAAUAAACCAUCUCGCCUGCCCAUCCUCGACAUUGCACCUUUGGACAUUGGUGGAGCUGAUCAGGAGUUUGGUUUGGACAUUGGCCCAGUCUGUUUCAAAUAAAGAGACUCAUGAUAAAUUAACACCAAAGAGAGAAAGAAAGAAAAAAAAAUCUCUGCCCUUCUUUUUGUGAUUUUUUUUUUUUUUGGUACCGAAUGCUGAUUUCUCUCUGCACAUCCACUUGCUUAAGAUGGGCAACUAUCGGACAGGACAGAACGGACUGAACGGAGCGUUUGUGCAAUGCAAAUUAAUACAGCAACCCAAAGAGGCACGGGAAAACACCUUGUUGUUGGACAUCAUGUCAUCCUUUUGUAAAAAAUAAAAAGAAGUGUAAUAAAAACGCUGAAAGUAUGCAUCACUUUGUGGUCUUUGUAUAUCUUCCACGGAGGAGGUUUAAUACCACAAUUUCCAUGAAAAAAGGUUUAAACUACCUCAUACCUGUAAGUAAGGAAAAUACUAUUGAUACAACCUGGGUCCACAACCGAGAUGUUAAAGACUUCUAAUGCUUCAAGUUCUGUCCCGUAUUGGAAGGUGCUCAUUUACUUGAAGCAGACUUCUAUGGUGCUAAGAUGCAGCUGUGGAGGAAACCACUUUUUUUACUGUAUUACUUUGUAUUGACCAUUGAGGAGUCUUGCAUAUGUCCCCUGAUACUCCCCUACUUUAAGCAGGUGGAAUGUUCCUAAACCUGAUGUCUGGUUUUGUUUUUUUCUUUGUUUUGUCCUUCUUUUGUUUGUCGAGUUUUUCUUUUUUUUUUUUUUUUUUGGUUUUUUGUUUGUUUUUAUUUUUACCCUUCAAAUCCACCCCAAGUGUUCAGACUGACAGCACAUACUUCAUCCCUUCUAAAUGGGUUUCGGCGGCCUUUCUUUCUCAAAAAUGACACCACAAAGUCUAUUGUACCUAUUUUGUAUAUGUGAGAUGUUUAAAUAAAUUGUGAAAAGUUCUGAAAUAAAGCAUGUCCAAUGUUCCAAAACACACUA
This is a messenger RNA of Thalassophryne amazonica, 5084 nucleotides long. It is a transcript of the gene col1a2, whose product is annotated as collagen, type I, alpha 2. NCBI's taxonomy places the organism in Eukaryota, Metazoa, Chordata, Actinopteri, Batrachoidiformes, Batrachoididae. Gene Ontology annotation, molecular function: extracellular matrix structural constituent. The record is from RefSeq and is a predicted model, not a curated record.